Messenger RNA from Oppiella nova, 1218 nucleotides. Lineage: Eukaryota; Metazoa; Arthropoda; Arachnida; Sarcoptiformes; Oppiidae. The record is from the annotation of a GenBank genome assembly.
CAAUGAAUGGCAAACAUAUGACACAAACGUGUUUACCAUUGAAGACAACACAUUAGCCAUCGAUUGACUGAUCCCUCGGAAAACGAUGCCUAAGAAGCGCUGCUAUUACGAAGUGAUGGGUCUGUCGAUGGAGGCCACGGAGGAUGACAUCAAGAAGACGUACAGACAGUUAGCCCUUAGCCUACAUCCGGACAAAAACCCCGACAACCAGGAGAUGGCUAACAAUGAGUUCAAACUUCUUCAGGAGGCCUACGAAGUGCUGUCGGAUCCAAGAGAGCGGAAAUGGUAUGACAAACACAGGGAUAGCAUACUUCGCGGUCAAGACCGGGACGAGAUCGUGGACCAGGAGGUCGACGUCUACCCGUACUUCAGCUCAUUCUGCUUCACGUCGUACACCGAUGAAGAGGAAGGCUUUUACACCGUUUACCGCAAUCUAUUCAACGCCAUCGCCGACGAAGACGUGCCCUUUCGGGACGAAGGCGUCGCUGACGAUGAACUUCCGCCACCAUUUGGCGACUCGAAGAGUCCCUAUAGCGAUGUCCACCGGUUCUACUCGUAUUGGAUGAGCUACUGUACGCCGAAGGCGUACUACUACUUAGACAAAUACCAGGCCUCGGAUGCGCCCAACCGUCGCGUCGCCCGUCUUAUCGACAAAGAGAACAAAAAGAUCAGAGAUUCGGCCAAAAAGAAGCGCAACGAAGAGAUUAGGAAUUUAGUAGAGUUUGUGCGCAAACGAGACAAAAGAGUGGCGCAAAACCGCCGCAAACUCGAGGCGAAAGCGGAGGAAAACAAACGAAAGACAGAGUUAUUACGGAAACAGCAAAUCGAGGCCCGGAAUAAAGAGCUGGAGAACUACUGCGAGUCCGAGUGGACAUCGAUGGCCACUCUCGAGGACGAUCUUAAGGAGAUUGAGCACCACUUGGAUAAGGAGGACAACAAUAAGAGGUCCAAAAGGGCCGAUAAUAACAGUGGCAGCGAUAGCGAUGUGGAGGACAAUCUGUAUUGCAUUGCGUGCGAUAAGGCCUUCAAAUCGGACAAAGCCUUCGCUAACCACGAGAACAGCAAAAAACACAAAACUAAUGUCGCGUUUCUGAAGCAACAGCUGGAAAGUGAUGAUCAGUUAAUCGGUGAUAAUGUCUCUUGACUUUAGACAUUGUUUUUUAUAUAAUUUAUUAAAAAGUUUAUGUAAUUUAUUUCGAUUUCAUGAGAAUAAGUAAC